AUGGCCGUACGAAACAUUAUUGUAACCGGUGCUACGGGGCGACAGGGACGAGCGUUUAUCCAUGCACUUUUCAAGCCACCAACUCCAAAUGACCCAAAUGAUGCGGCAUAUCACGUUUGGGCCGUGACUCGAAAUCCAGCUGCGCCUGCCACGUCUGUGCUUCUAGAAGGUGAAGGGAGUAAUACGAAAGACAUCACGGUAGUCCAAGGUGACCUCAACAAUGCGACGAGAAUAAAAGAGAUUUUUACGGAAGUAGCUGCUGAAGGUGGCAUAUUUGGCGCGUUCGUUGUACUAGCUUACCCAGGCCUUGGAAACAAGAGCGAUGAGGAGGAAAGACAAGGCAAGAUGCUUGCGGAUCUGGCACUCGAAUUUAAACUCGAUGCGCUAGUUUAUUCAAGCACGAUACCACCAGGUCCCGAUUUGGAUGAUGCCUUUGAUGCAUCUCACCGAUCAAAGCGGGAAAUCGAGCUUUAUUGUAAGAAGCUUGGGGAAACAGGUCUGAAUUGGACCAUUGUAAGACCUGGCUUCUUUGUGGAAAAUUUCGACGGAUUCAUGGGGUCACUGGCUGUGGCCAUUCUUUCUCAAGGCCUGAGAAAAGAAACUAACAUAGCGCUCGUUGCGUCCGAGGACAUUGGUAAAGUUGCUGCUGGAAUAUUCCAGGAUCACAGCAAAUUUACUCACAAGACAGUAUCCAUAACUGGCGGGUGUUUAUCCAUGAGCGAGAUCAAAGCAACCUAUGCAGAUGUUGUAGGAAAGCAGAUGCCUUCUGUCCCCGCCAUAUUUGCCUGGCUAAUCCUCAAGCUAAGCUCCGGUGCACAGCAUGUUGCUAAGGAAAUUGAGAGAAAUUAUGAUGUGAGAGUCAACGGAGGAUAUCCAACUUUUGAGGAGGAAGUUGAAUUGGCCAAAUCCCUUUGCGAGCUGCAAACAUAUCGUAAUUGGCUUCUUAAACGAAAAGAGACCUAG
Molecule: messenger RNA, 963 nt
Organism: Trichoderma virens Gv29-8
Lineage: Eukaryota; Fungi; Ascomycota; Sordariomycetes; Hypocreales; Hypocreaceae
Exons: 6
Coding region: 1-963 (320 amino acids)
Source: RefSeq, a predicted model, not a curated record